Messenger RNA from Ornithodoros turicata, 987 nucleotides. RefSeq lists its product as uncharacterized. The coding region runs from base 1 to 987 and encodes 328 amino acids. The record is from RefSeq and is a predicted model, not a curated record. Lineage: Eukaryota; Metazoa; Arthropoda; Arachnida; Ixodida; Argasidae. The transcript has a single exon.
AUGGCAGCCCCCACUGAUCGCGUUUCCAUCAAUGUUUCUACCGUCAAUCCUAGCUCAGUCAUUUUACUGCAGACCGCACGAGCAACGGCAUCUGCCAGGCCAUCAUCCCGGAGAAGACUUAUACGUAUACUUCUUGAUGGGGGCAGCCAACGCACCUUCAUCCGAAAGGAUGUCUCUGCAAAACUCCACUGUUCUACGUCGGGCUACGAAGAGCUCACUAUAUUUGCUUUGGGACGUCGCGCCAACAACGAAAACGUAUCACGUCGUGUCAAGGUUGCCUUGACACCACCUUUAAGCGCGCAGUCUUUAGAGCUCGAAGCACUCGAGAUUGAGGACUUGUGUAUGGGAAGUCUCCCAAUUCCCGAUGGAAAUCUCAUUAAGGAACUCUCCCAAUCAAACAUGACAUUGGCAGACGACACUGUUCAUCGCCUCGAAAUACCAGGAAUUUCAAUCCUUAUAGGAUGCGACUACUACUGGAGCGUCGUAACAGGAAAGGUUCGCAAGCUUCGCAGAGGUCUAGUCGCCGUGGAAACUAUCUUCGGCUGGGUCCUACAGGGCCCUACUCCGUCGAACCACGAACCUCAUGCCCAAGUCGCUCAUGCAUUACAUGUACAGGCGACAGACGUUACCAUAAGGCAGGAGUUGCGACGGUUUUGGAAUGUUGAACAUCUUGGGAUUGAGGAGAUAUCUUGCCCCGCCAGACCUCAAGAGGAUCCUGUUCUUCAGCAAUUCGCGGCGACAACCCGGUUAUCCGAACAACGAUACACUGUUCGUCUUCCAUGGAAGGGGAGCAAGAAGACUCUGUCUGAUAACCAGUCGCUGGCUCUGAAACGACUUAACGUCCUAACCAGGAAACUCCGUCAAAGCAAAGCCCUUCUCGAGACAUAUGACAGAACUAUUCGACAAUAUAUUAACCUAGACCAUGCAGAACGGGUAAACCCUUCGUCCCUCGUCUCUCAAGCAUAUUACAUGCCCCACCAUGCCUAA